Molecule: messenger RNA, 781 nt
Organism: Cuscuta epithymum
Lineage: Eukaryota; Viridiplantae; Streptophyta; Magnoliopsida; Solanales; Convolvulaceae
Source: the annotation of a GenBank genome assembly
GGAGUUUGGUAUGGCGCGGCUAUUUAAUAGGGAGUACCAGACCCAAUUAAGUCCGGCUUCACAUUUCGACAUUUAUUUUCUUAAUAAGAUUAGAAGGUCGCCAAACAUGGCAUACUUGCCAAAACCACUUGCUGCUGCUUCAUUUCUCGCCGCCAUACUUCUGCUCCUCAUCCACUUCUCUAAUGCUCAACAUUAUCAGGUAGACUUGGCCAAUUCCCCAGCACCAAGUCCUCAGCCACAAGUCAUCGACUGCAACGGAGCUUGUAAGGGAAGGUGUGAGAAGUCAAAGAGACCAAAUCUGUGCAAUAGGUCCUGCGGCAGCUGCUGCACCAGGUGCAAUUGCGUACCCCAUGGAACUUCUGGAAAUUAUGAAGAUUGUCCCUGCUAUUUUAAUCUCACUACCCACAACAACACUCGUAAAUGCCCUUAAUUAAUUCAUUCCUGUUUUUUAUUCUUUUCUUUUUUUGGGUUUUUGGAGAAUACAAAUAAAUAUACGGAGUAUAACAAUCUUGGUGUUAUUGUCGUCUUAAUGCUUCUUUUGCCGGUUAUACCUAGCUAAUUAGCAUUCACAUGUACGAUAAAAUUAAUAAGAAUUGUGUAUUUCGGUAUUUCAUUGCUUCUAUUGACGUAAACCAAAAGAUGGAAAAUGUUGGUGUUUUCUGUUUGUACCCUUUUUAUUCACUUGAUCGAUUAUUACUCAUGGUGUAUUUUGGUCUUUUUGAAGUUAUAGAACAAUGUUGUUUCUUUUUGUAGUUUAAGAAUGUUUUCAUUUGGAUUAAAA